Molecule: messenger RNA, 393 nt
Organism: Guyanagaster necrorhizus
Lineage: Eukaryota; Fungi; Basidiomycota; Agaricomycetes; Agaricales; Physalacriaceae
Exons: 4
Coding region: 1-393 (130 amino acids)
Source: RefSeq, a predicted model, not a curated record
AUGCUGGUGGAGCUGAGGAUAGUGGUCUCAAAGGCUGCCCUCUUAUACAUGCAGGCCAGCCUAGCUCUAGAAGAGGACAUCUGUGAGAAGAUGUACAUGGAGAAGAUCAUAUGGAUAGUGAAUUUAACAGAUACCAAUGAUGAUACUAGUGAUCAAGAGAGUGGUGAAAAAGCUUCAGCCUUCUCUAGGCUUCAAGUUCAACAGAAAAAUCUCCUCAAAAGUGCCCCCAUUCCUAUGAAGAUGAAGAUGCAUGUAUCAGUCUUAAGCAGGUCAAAACUGAUGUUGAAGAAGAAGGUCAUGCAGAAGUGCAAGUCAAGUCUUCUUGUGCUGUCACAUUACAAGGACAGAAUCAUCCUCAACUCAGAGAAGGCUCUCUUGCUGAUAUAUACAUAA